AUGAAUUCGGCUACAGCGACAAGUACUGAGACGUCGAAUGGCUCUGCCUCUGCCUCUGUUUCCAGGCGGACCGGCCACGACGUCACCCAUGAACAGCAGAAUCGCACCAACGGAACAGCUACCACAGGCCCUCCAAAGAAGCCUGGACAGAAGUACAGACACGUCGCUGCGGUUCACAAAAAGACGAGACCUUCAUGCUUGAGUCACGAUUCAGAUGCUGCUCCCAGCUUUAUUGGCUUUCGCAAUCUCAUGGUGAUUGUGCUUGUGGUUGGAAACUUGCGAUUGAUGAUUGAGAACAUCCAAAAGUACGGUGUCUUGAUCUGCGUGAGGUGUCAUGAUUACAGUCGUCAAGAUGUUUACUUGGGUCUUCUCCUUUACUUCCUCAUCCCAUGCCAUCUUCUCGCCGCCUACUUGAUUGAGCUGGCUGCUGCCCAGCAGGCGCGAGGAUCCCUCAAGCGUGUCAAUGAUAGCUCUCCCGGUGGUCCUUCAGAGCAAGAACGCAAAAAGUUUCACAAGACCUGGGUCAUUGUCGCAUGGGCUCAUCUCUUCAACAUCACGCUUGCUCUGCUCCUCACGACCUGGGUCGUCUACUUCAAGAUCCACCAUCCUCUCAUUGGUACCUUGACCGAGAUGCACGCUAUUGUUGUCUGGCUCAAAACUGCAUCAUACGCUUUCACCAACCGUGAUUUGAGGCAUGCUUACCUGCAUCCUGUGGAAGGAGAGCGCGAACUUGUACCUGAGCUGUACACACAAUGUCCUUACCCGCAAAACAUCACAUUUACCAACCUUGUCUAUUUCUGGUGGGCGCCCACGCUCGUCUACCAGCCCGUGUAUCCUCGUACGGACAAAAUCAGAUGGGUCUUUGUUGCCAAGCGUGUUGGAGAGAUCUUUGGUCUCAGUGUCUUCAUGUGGGUUGCGAGUGCCCAGUACGCUGCACCUGUCCUUCGAAACUCUCUCGACAAGAUUGCUUCUCUCGACCUUAUGUCCAUCCUUGAGCGGUUGCUUAAGCUUUCGACCAUCUCUCUGGCCAUCUGGCUCGCUGGCUUCUUUGCGCUAUUCCAGUCUUUCUUGAACGGUCUGGCCGAGAUCCUGAGAUUCGGUGACCGAUCGUUCUAUGACGACUGGUGGAACAGUGAGAGUUUGGGAGCUUACUGGCGCACGUGGAACAAGCCUGUUUACACAUACUUCAAACGUCACUUGUACAUGCCCAUGAUUGGUCGUGGUUGGAGUCCUUCAGUGGCCAGUUUUGUCGUUUUCCUAGUAUCAGCCAUUCUCCAUGAGAUCCUCGUCGGUGUUCCUACGCACAACAUCAUUGGCGUUGCUUUCCUGGGAAUGUUUCUCCAACUUCCACUUAUUCACCUUACCAAGCCUCUCGAGAACAUGAAGCUUGGCCACACUGGUAAAAUUAUCGGAAACACUAUCUUCUGGGUCUCGUUCACUAUCUUUGGACAGCCUUUUGCCGCCUUAAUGUACUUUUACGCUUGGCAAGCAAAGUAUGGCAGUGUCAGCAAGCAGAUGAUAGUAGCGCCCCAUUAA
Fusarium coffeatum is the source of this 1536-nucleotide messenger RNA. RefSeq lists its product as uncharacterized. The record is from RefSeq and is a predicted model, not a curated record. Lineage: Eukaryota; Fungi; Ascomycota; Sordariomycetes; Hypocreales; Nectriaceae. Gene Ontology annotation, molecular function: diacylglycerol O-acyltransferase activity. Gene Ontology annotation, biological process: triglyceride biosynthetic process. The coding region runs from base 1 to 1536 and encodes 511 amino acids. Gene Ontology annotation, cellular component: endoplasmic reticulum membrane. The transcript has 4 exons.